Eremothecium cymbalariae DBVPG#7215 is the source of this 1227-nucleotide messenger RNA. It is a transcript of the gene RNA1, whose product is annotated as GTPase-activating protein RNA1. The coding region runs from base 1 to 1227 and encodes 408 amino acids. The transcript has a single exon. Gene Ontology annotation, molecular function: small GTPase binding; GTPase activator activity. The record is from RefSeq and is a predicted model, not a curated record. Gene Ontology annotation, cellular component: perinuclear region of cytoplasm; cytosol; nucleus. Gene Ontology annotation, biological process: nucleocytoplasmic transport; activation of GTPase activity. NCBI's taxonomy places the organism in Eukaryota, Fungi, Ascomycota, Saccharomycetes, Saccharomycetales, Saccharomycetaceae.
AUGGAUUCGCUAUCUUGUACCUCCAGACAUGAAAAUUCUGAGAGUUUUUCAAUUUCUGAUAAGGCAUUAAAAUUGACGAGUGAAGAGGACAUAAAGCCCCAUUUAACGUCGCUUUCUGAACUCUCGAAGGUAACUAAGAUUGAUCUUUCAGGUAAUACAAUUGGUAUUGAUGCUUCUAUAGCGUUGGCAAAGCAUAUUGAGAAUCAUAAGAACAUCAGUGAGAAUGUUACGGAGAUUAAUUUUGCUGACUUGUAUACGUCGCGGCUUGUGGACGAAGUUGUGGAGUCUUUAAAGGUUUUACUUCCAGUGCUGCUGAAGUGUCCUAAGUUGGAGCUCUUGAACUUGUCAGAUAAUGCGUUUGGGUUGCGUACAAUUGACAUCUUGGAGGAUUAUAUUGCGAACGCGGUGAACUUAAAGCACUUAAUUUUGUCCAACAAUGGGAUGGGUCCAUUUGCCGGUGAGAGGAUUGGGAGGGCGUUAUAUUCUUUGGCGCAGCGGAAGAAGGAUGCAGGGAAGCCGCUUUUGGAGACGUUUAUCUGCGGUCGAAAUAGGUUAGAGAAUGGGUCUGCAAAAUGCUUGGCGCUUGGAUUGAAGGGUCAUGCUGGCGGGCUGAAGACAGUGAGGUUGUACCAGAACGGGAUUAGACCGAACGGGAUUGCAAUUUUAAUCAAACAUGGUUUAAAAUACAAUGUCAACUUAGAGGUUUUAGAUUUGCAAGAUAAUACUUUCACAAGUGGUGCUUCGAUGGUUCUUGCAGAGGUUUUGCCCCAGUGGAAAUCUACGUUGAAGGAAUUAAAUGUUAACGAUUGCUUAUUGAAAGAACUCGGUUGUGACGCAGUCCUUAAAGUCAUGUUGUCGAACCAGUUUUCUUCUUUGAAGACGCUUAAGUUGCAAUAUAAUGAAAUGAACCAAAAGACCUUAGAACUAGCUUUGUUACCUGCUUUGGAGAAUGGUAAUUUGGAUGCUUUGAAAUUUUUGGAACUAAACGGUAAUCGUUUAGAAGAGGAAUCGGAAGCCUUGGAAACUUUGCACGACUUAUUUAAUGGUGAAAUAGAUGAGCUAGAUGAUUUAGAAGAAUUAGAUUCAGAGGCUGAGUAUGAGGGGGAUGAAGAAGAAGAAGAAGAAGAGGAAGAAGUGGAGGAUGUCGAUCUAAAGGAAUUAGAAGAGGAACUCUCCAAUUUCUACAUUAACGACUUAGCCAAGGAGGUUGAAAAGGUACACAUCUAA